Messenger RNA from Nerophis lumbriciformis (worm pipefish), 676 nucleotides. RefSeq names its product apelin (gene apln). Gene Ontology annotation, molecular function: apelin receptor binding; hormone activity. The record is from RefSeq and is a predicted model, not a curated record. Lineage: Eukaryota; Metazoa; Chordata; Actinopteri; Syngnathiformes; Syngnathidae. Gene Ontology annotation, biological process: signal transduction.
GAGAGCUCAGACACACACACAAAAAAAAGCCAGCCUUUGGAGUGGCGCUGUCACACAAAUACAACAACACACUCGGAGAGCAAAGCAAACACUCUCCUUCUUUCUUGCUCUCUCACCCUCUCUCUCUCUCUUCCCUCCCAUCCCCACACACACACACAUCUCCACACACACACACCACUACAGUAUAUCAGCCAGCGACUAGCGGCGAGCCAGAGGGGAGUGCAGAAAUGAAUGUGAAGAUCCUGACGCUGGUGAUUGUGCUCCUGGUGUCUCUGCUGUGUUCUGCCAGUGCUGGUCCAAUGGCCUCCACGGAACAUGGCCGGGAGCUGGGAGAAGCAGCUUCGGUGAGGAAACUGGUGCAGCAAAAUCCCGUAAGAGGCGGUCAGACCCACAGACCGGCCGGCUGGAAGAGGAGACGUCCACGGCCCCGUCUUUCCCACAAGGGACCAAUGCCGUUCUAGACCAAGGCACUGCUUAGAGCGCCCUCCCCCAGGUUGUGAUUUCUCUGCUCUUCCUUUGCCUUGGGGAGGCCUGCAGCCGAGGGCCUACGCUUGCCCAGCCUGAAGAGUGAUGUCCAUAGCACCUGCUGGUUCUUCAAGCAACUCUGUCCACAAGAUUUGAGGAAAAACAAAAACAAACCAACGACAAAAAUCAGGACAAAGCCGCUCGACCCUCC